UUGUUUUGGUAUAUAUUUUUUUUUUUUUAAUAAAAUCUCUUUGAGGUUUGUUGUUGACGAAGAAGAAGAAGAACCCAGAAUUUUACACUUCAAAUGGCUUACGUUGAAGGAGGUGUGGUUAAAGCGAAGCGACCUAUAUGGAGACUAAGGACGAUCAAGGAUUUCUUCUUGUCCAUCAUUAAUCUGAUACAAGUCUUCUUUAUGACCAUGUUCUCGAUGGAGAAAUCAGAUGCUUACAGGAAAGGUUCUAAGUCUAACAAGAAGUGGGAUGGUGGCAUGGGUGGUGGCGGAGGCGGCGGUGGUGGUGGUGGUAGCGGUGGUGGACCCCCUCGACCUCCUCGUGGGGGCCUCGACAAUGUGCGUGGCUUGAAUGAUAUCCGUGGAGCUGACCACAAUUCCCUACCGGCAUGUGGAUCGUGCUGUGGCUGAGCCUCGUUCAUGUGGAGCGCCUAAGAAUAAGCGAACGGAUUAUAUCAUAUAAAUAUUAUCUAUUGUUGAAACGAUGCUUUGUAAUUUGAGGAAGCAGUGAACGAAGAUUCUGGUGUAUUUGUAUUUGCGUCUAAUCAAGCUUUUUGUACUUAUUAGAUGAA
Molecule: messenger RNA, 590 nt
Organism: Camelina sativa (false flax)
Lineage: Eukaryota; Viridiplantae; Streptophyta; Magnoliopsida; Brassicales; Brassicaceae
Biological process (GO): endoplasmic reticulum calcium ion homeostasis; calcium ion transport
Cellular component (GO): Golgi apparatus; endoplasmic reticulum membrane
Source: RefSeq, a predicted model, not a curated record